UAUGUUUUUAACAAAAUCGUUGUGGUUUUCUCCGACUUUUGACAUAUAAAGUCUGCAAUCAAUCGAAUAUCAAAAUCGUUAUGUUGUUAUUGAUGUUUGAGGCAUAAGAGAAAAGCAUGGAAGACAACGAACGUUCCCCUCCCGUUUCGGGGGAAUCAACCACAACGCACACACCAACAGACACAGACAACACAGUAACGUCGGUUGAUUCUGGUAAAACAAUUGACGAGAACACGGUCACAAUGGAUUGCCUGGAUUUCAAAGUGCCAGGUAGCAUGCCAGUGCCAACAACAAGCCCUCUUUCGUCAGAGGUAAAACUUAAAACAAAAUCAAAUUCUUCAGAAGAAGACACAGAGGCGAAAGAAAAUAAUGCAACAGUAAACUCAUCCGGACAAGACACUAACAGUAAACAGAAGACUGACACGAAAUCAAAUGCUUCAGGCUUUUCUCCUGCAGAACAAUUAAGAAAUGCACAAGUCACUAUUCCGUACAAAGAACCUUCAUGGAGCGGACUAUGCGACGAAUCAUACCAGUUUGAAGUGCUCAAAAAUGGUUCUAUUAUUGAUAACGUUGAUCUAACCAAACAGCCAUUCUAUGUUUUUGGUCGACUGCCCAGCUGUGAUGUGACAAUGGAACAUCCUUCCUUAUCUCGUUACCAUGCUGUUGUACAAUUUUCAGCAAGUGACAGUGAAAAACGAGCGAAAGGGUGGUAUUUGUAUGAUUUAGAUAGCACACAUGGAACUUGGAUCAACAAAGUUAAGGUUAAGCCAAAAGUAUACAACAGAGUUCGAGUUGGCCAUGUUGUGAAGUUUGGAGGAAGUUCUAGGCUACACAUUCUCCAGGGCCCUGAUGAUGAUAAGGAGGAGGAAUCUGAUUUGAGUGUUACUGAGAUAAAGGAACAGAGAGAACGACAAAAGAAGGAAGCAGAGGUCCUUCACCAGGCAGAACUAAUAGAGGAAGAAACUAGAAUGCAGAAGGAGAAACAGAGGCUGGAAGACAAGGGAUGCACAUGGGGAAUAGAUGAAGAUGCUGAAGAAGCUAAUGAAGACAGUCCAUUCAUGCCAUCGUCACUGAUCCCAGAAAAUGAACAUCUCUAUAUUGAUGAUCCCAAGAAAGCUCUUAAAGGCUAUUUUGAGCGAGAAGGCUAUGAUUUACCGGAAUACCAGUUUGUAGAGUGUGGACAAGGGAAACACAAGUGUAUGGUUGAGUUGCCUGUAGAUACCCCGACUGGGGAGCCGGUUGUUGCAGAGGUGGUGGUGUCGGGGAAGAGGAAGGAUGCUGUUGUUGCCUGUGCCCUGGAGGCAUGCCGCUUGCUGGACAAGUAUGGGGAGCUUCGGAAGUCCAAACAUGAAAGUCACAAGAGGAAAGAAAAGAACUGGGAAGACAAUGAUUUCUAUGACAGUGAUGAAGAUACUUUCUUAGAUCGGACUGGUACAAUAGAGAAGAAACGUGUCCAGAGAAUGAAGAAAGCAGGGAAGAUAGAAGACAAGGCAGAGACAUAUGACUCCCUGAUGACAAAACAUACUAAUGUAUCCAAGGAAAUUGAAGAAAUUGAAGCCAAGCUUGAGAAGGCUAAAGCAGAUGCUGCUGCCUUCGAUAAUGAGGAAGUUGAUGCUCUGGAUGCCUACAUGAGUGCAAUCAAGUCUGGUGUCAUGGAUACUAAGACAAAGAUGAAGCUCAAACGUCAGCUGAUUGAGUUGAAGCAGGAAGAACAGAAACUACGUAGACUUGUCAAUCUAGCUAAACCUGCUUCACUCCCAGAACUCAAGAAUUUCUGUGGUUCCAGAUUUGUCCCCCCUCCACCGAAGCCUGUGGUGAAAGCUGCCAUUCCUUCAGUCGGGAAGAUCCAUGUGGGACCCAGGAAACACUUACCAGUGCCAACACAAACAAGAACUACAAUAUCAAAAGGAGCUGAUGAGGAAGAAGAAGAAGAGGAGGAGGAAGAAAGUGUUACAUCUACAGACUGUAAUAGGAACACCUCCAUGGUGGGUGGUGAGAGACUGCAGUCUGAAGAGCCAGACAGUACAUCAGGCAAGGUUAAAGCCCCCGCUAAGGUGCCUCCUUCCGUCUCAAUGGAAAGCGUGUCAUCAAGCACUGUUAAAGGUCCUGCCAUGCCUCCGCCCCCUUCAGCUCCCAGCCAAUCAGCUGAGAGUGUGAGUUCUAGCAGUGUCAAAGCACAUGGCAAGGCCUCUCCGAGUCCUGCUGGCUCCGGAGUUCCUGACAGUACAGAGGAACUAAGUCAAAAGAAUGUUGAUACAAAAGCCAAGAAACGAUCUUCUUUGGAUGAUGUCAAGGUGAAGAGCAAGAAGCCAAAGACUAGUGGCAGUAAGCAGACAGGUGGUUAUGAUGACACAGAUCCUGAUUAUGCUGUAUGGAUGCCGCCCCAAGGCCAGAGUGGGGAUGGCAAAACUCAUCUGAAUGCCAAAUAUGGAUACUGAUGGACAUCACGCACUUCAACACUUCAUGGGUGCUUAACUCAGCUAAUAGAUGUUUAUACUGUUCCUUGGUAAUUGUAUAGUUUUGUACAGAUGUGAAUAAAUUUUACAGACAGAAGAA
Molecule: messenger RNA, 2556 nt
Organism: Haliotis rubra (blacklip abalone)
Lineage: Eukaryota; Metazoa; Mollusca; Gastropoda; Lepetellida; Haliotidae
Product: kanadaptin-like
Exons: 13
Coding region: 117-2438 (773 amino acids)
Molecular function (GO): protein binding; mRNA binding
Source: RefSeq, a predicted model, not a curated record